AACACAAACACACGGCGACUACUUCGGAGGCUUACCGGUCAAGUUAACGGUUACCUAUCUUUGCUGUGCGUAAGCGGAGACGUUUCAGUGGCGGCGCUUCACGCAGGGACUCGGGAGUGGUAGAGAAGAACGCAGCAAGCAGCUCCUCCAUUUUAGCUCCCCAUGAAAAACAAUAACAGCUCGCUAGCUGGCUAACGCUAGCCAGCUAGCUUAGCCAACAAAACCCGCGUCCAAAGCGACGUUGGUGUAUCGACCGCGUCUAUAAACACUCAGACCUUUCACCGGCACGCCUUUAACGACGUUGCGAUUUAUUUUUUUAUCUUACCGGGGCUAUAAGCCAAGUCCAAAGGCAAUGGUGUUCAUGUUCCCUCCUCAAGUCUUCUUUUAAAGCGCACACGACUGCGCAUGCGCAAUGCGUUGGCUGGCCAUGUCUGUUUAGGUUGCCAUGAGUACGCUUCACUGAAAAUAAUGAAUAAUGCUGCAAUAUUACAAGGAAAAGCUUCAAAAUUAUUAAAGCAUUUAUUAAAUGUCGACUCAUCUGUGGAUUUUAAUUUUAACAUGACAAAACUAGAAAUGUCAAGUGCUUAUUUAUUUAUGUGCAUUCUAAAAUACUCAAGCGAUUAAAAAAAUGUGCGUCGCAAUAGCCUAUAUGUAAUAUUAUAUAAUAUUCUGCAGUUGACAUUUUAAAGCGAUGCAGUGACGCAUUCAAACGAAGCUACAAUACUCUCCAAACCACCAGGGGGCACUGUUCCAAACAUGGCGAACUUAAACUACCAAACAAACUGGAACAGCAGCACCCGAGUAGCCAAAACCUCUCCAGCUAGAAAUAAUAUUUUCUUUAAAAAAUGUAGCAUUUUAACGACGCUUUAACUUGCUCAUGAAGUGAACUGAAUCCAUGUCAAUUCAUUCUGUGGGCUGUAUGUCGGUGACAAGUGAGGGAAGUGCUGAGCUGAGCUGUACGCGGACGUAAACUGGUUAGCUCGUUAGCUUAGCUUCGCUAGUAGCACCAAAACAAGUUAACAUUUUUUGUACCUUAUUCUUCUUUCAAUUGUCGCUACGCAAAAGCAACGGCGGAAUGCAUCGGAGGGGCGUCGGUGCGGGUGCUAUCGCCAAAAAGAAGCUAGCAGAGGCUAAAUACAAAGAAAGAGGAAGCGUUCUUGCGGAGGAUCAGAUAGUUCAGAUGUCCAAGCAGCUGGACACGUUCAAGUCCAACCUGGAGGAGUUUGCCAGCAAGCACAAACAGGAAAUCCGCAAGAGUUCUCAGUUCCGGGUUCAGUUUCAGGAGAUGUGUGCCACCAUCGGAGUCGACCCGCUUGCCUCUGGCAAAGGUUUCUGGUCAGAGAUGCUGGGAGUGGGUGACUUCUACUACGAGCUCGGCGUCCAAAUCAUCGAGGUUUGCUUGGCGCUGAAGCACAGAAACGGAGGACUCAUCACUUUGGAUGAACUCCACCUCAGGGUUCUGAAAGGACGCGGCAAAUACGCGCAGGAUGUGAGCCAGGAUGACUUGGUGAGAGCCAUCAAGAAACUGAAAGUCAUGGGCAGCGGUUUCGGGAUGAUUCCGGUCGGCGGCUCCUACUUGGUGCAGUCGGUGCCAGCAGAACUCAACAUGGACCACACGGUGGUUCUACAGCUGGCCGAGAAGAAAGGCUACGUGACCGUGAGCGAGAUCAAGAACAACCUCAAGUGGGAGAAGGAGCGAGCGUGUCACGUCCUGGACCACCUGCUGAAGGAGGGCCUGGCCUGGUUGGACUCGCAGGCGUCGGGCGAGCCGCAGUACUGGCUGCCUGCUCUCUUCUCUGAGCUCACGUCCCGCGAUGUCACGCCCGAGGAGGCCAAUCAGAUGAGCCCGUGAUUGUGUAAAUGGAAAUGACUGACAACUCUUUGAAAGAACAGUUUUUUUUAUUCUGCCCACAGGUUGUUGUGUUGGCGUGAAUAAAAAUAUGUUUGGAUUUCAACUCUUCAGCUCGUACCAAUAAAUGAUCUCAGGUG
This is a messenger RNA of Dunckerocampus dactyliophorus (ringed pipefish), 1989 nucleotides long. It is a transcript of the gene snf8, whose product is annotated as SNF8 subunit of ESCRT-II. The record is from RefSeq and is a predicted model, not a curated record. The transcript is spliced from 8 exons. Lineage: Eukaryota; Metazoa; Chordata; Actinopteri; Syngnathiformes; Syngnathidae. The coding region runs from base 1076 to 1852 and encodes 258 amino acids. Gene Ontology annotation, biological process: protein transport to vacuole involved in ubiquitin-dependent protein catabolic process via the multivesicular body sorting pathway. Gene Ontology annotation, cellular component: ESCRT II complex.